Messenger RNA from Zophobas morio, 2033 nucleotides. Its product is annotated as atlastin-like. NCBI's taxonomy places the organism in Eukaryota, Metazoa, Arthropoda, Insecta, Coleoptera, Tenebrionidae. The coding region runs from base 149 to 1969 and encodes 606 amino acids. The transcript has 7 exons. The record is from RefSeq and is a predicted model, not a curated record. Gene Ontology annotation, molecular function: GTP binding; GTPase activity.
CCUUGAACUCAACUGGCUGUGUUCGCUUGGAUGUUAUAUUCAUUGAUAAUUUCGCGGUAUCAGUGUUUGCCAACUGUGUUCCAUGUCACUGCUGAAUUAGCUCCCAAAUUAUUUUUUUCUCUAUGAGUUAUUUGCAUAAGGCUCAGAAAUGAGUCCUCUGCAAAUAUUUAAGCUGGCUGAAGAAAACAAGAUAGUUUUGUUUACGGAUGAAGUCGAAAAUGCGUUGAAGAACAGCGUUUUGAAAAACCGGAAAGUGUGUGUUAUCUCAGUAGCUGGGAUUUUCAGGCAAGGGAAAUCUUUUGCGCUGAAUUUUUUUCUACAUUUUCUUAAAAAAAAGAUCCAGAAAAUAGAAAAAUGGGUAGAUCCAGACGACAAGCUAUUUCUUGGAUUCUCGUGGAAGUCCACCACAGAAGGAAUCACAGAAGGCAUUCUCAUGUGGCCAGAAAUCUUCCUCACGGAAACCGAAUCAAACGAAGAAAUCGCCAUCAUUCUGAUGGACACUCAAGGUACCGCCGACCACACAACCUCCGGUACUCAAUCCGCAUCCCUCUUCGCUCUCAGCGUUCUCAUAAGCUCGGUCCAAAUUUACAACGUCAAGAACCACCUCAACACAGACCACCUCAAAAACCUACAAGUUUUCACGGGCUACGGAGGCACUUACUGCGAAAACUCGCCCGAAAAACCGUUCCAAAAGCUGGUGAUUUUGGUCAGAGACUGGGAGUACCCGUUCGAGUACGACUAUGGUUUCGAAGGUGGAAAAAUGUUAUUGGAGGCAGUUUUCCGAAAACAUAGAGAGUCGCAGCAGGAGGAGUUGACCACCAUACAGGAAACCAUAGAGGAGAAUUUUGAGCAAGUUGGGUGUUUUUUGAUGCCACAUCCGGGCAAAGAAGUGGCGACGAAUCCAAAUUUUGACGGAAAUUUUGACUGUGUUGAUGAUGAGUUUCUCGGUUGUGUCGAAACGUUCGUCGAAACUAUUUUAGCACCGGAGAAUGUAGUACCGAAGAAGAUCAACGGCGAGUUCGUCACCGUCCAGGGGUUGCUCGAACUCAUAAAAAUGUACGGCAACCACUUCAAAGAAGGGAAGCAACUGAAUGUCAAAACGAUCUAUGCGGCAACUGCUGAAGCUUACCACCAAGAGUGUUUAAACCAAGCUGUGGACGAAUUUUCCAAGCAAGUCGAACAGUGUGACUCUUUUUUGAAAGCAGAUGAAGAAAAAAUGAAAAUUUUGCAAAAUUUUGAAACCAAGGUGUCAAAAAUGGGUACCAAGAAGAUGAUCCGGCGUUGCAAGGAGCGUCUAAAACAAACACUCAAUGGCGUUUUCGAAAAACACAGACCUAGGUUUGAAGAACAAGGUCUUCGCAGUUUCUGCAAGAAAGUGUUUUCGUACACCACUGGUGGUAGUACCAUUGGUGUGGCUGCUGUCGAAGUGACCACUGUGAUCACCGCCGUGGAGGCGACAACCGCCGGCGCUGUGUUGGAGGCGGCGAUUGCGGGCAGCAUUGCCGGUUUGGGGGUUGGUCUGGUUGUUGGGGCCGGGGUGGGUUUGGUCACGUGGGGUCUGGGGAAGUGUGUGAUCGGGGUAAAGAAUUCUCCGAAAACGAAGAAAAUAGUUUCUCAUGCUUCGGAGAACGUUAGGAGAGUUUGGGAGGCUGGUCGGGGGGCGGUGAGUACGAGUUUUGGAAAAUUUUUUAGGGGUAGAGUGGAGGAUGGGGUUUCGAUUGUAGGAGGGUGCUCGGAUGGAGAUGGGGUUGUAGUGAUGGAGGGUGAAGAAAGGGGUCAGGAGAGUGAGGAGGUUGAGGUUAAUGGGGGUGUUACGGAAAAGUGUGAGGUGGGAAGUGAGGCAAAACAUACAGAAGAAAGUGGAGAAGGGGGUAGAAGUCUUAAUUUUGGUAGGGAAUUUGUUAAGUCUGUGGUAGUGGUUGUGUUUGUUGCAAUUGUAGCAGUCUGUGUUACUUUUUUUAAAUUCUAAGAUAUAUGAAAUUUUCGAAAAUGUUUUUUAUAAAAUUUUGUAAAUAAAUUGAAUUCAAUAAAGA